Mya arenaria is the source of this 2339-nucleotide messenger RNA. RefSeq names its product beta-1,3-galactosyltransferase 1-like. The transcript has 2 exons. The record is from RefSeq and is a predicted model, not a curated record. Bases 265 to 1383 code for a protein of 372 amino acids. Gene Ontology annotation, cellular component: membrane. Gene Ontology annotation, molecular function: hexosyltransferase activity. NCBI's taxonomy places the organism in Eukaryota, Metazoa, Mollusca, Bivalvia, Myida, Myidae.
ACCUCCAUUAUUUAAAACGUUGCUUUUGUGAUUGAAUUGUUUGUGAUUGAAAAAUUCUUAAUUUGUUUGGAUUUUGGAGCUUUUUAAAAUAACGACGAAUGAUACAAUGUCUUUCAAAUUAUGCUUACACAGAAUUAUAUAGGAUACAAUGAGAAAUGCGUCCUAGGAGUAGAAGUUUCAAAUACAAGAGGAUUGGCAUGACCUGUUGACCGAUGAUUAUGCACAGGAACUGUACCAUGCACCUGAAGCUCCCUGUGACGUAUAAUGUUCCCAAGGCUGUCGUACGCGCAACGUUUACUGGCACUUAUGUUUUUCGUCAGUUUUAUCAUGGUAUUCUUUAACAGCACGACCGUGGAUUUAAGUUCACCAAGUAGGCGUUUGCCCUAUAUGGAACAAUACUUGCAAAAUGCUCUGAGGAGUGUAAAUACGGUACAGGAUGCUCAAGAAAAUGUGGAUAAUAUAACAGGCAGAAAUGGACACCAGAAAGGGUGGGACCUGACAACGCGUACACCUCCCAUUAAUCCCCACGAAUUCAAGGUUCUUAUCAACCCUUCAUCUUUGUGUCAGCACAAGAAUUUAACAUAUUUAGUUUACGUCCAUACUGCACCAGGAAAUUUCAAGAAACGUCAGACGAUUCGUCAAACAUGGGGAGCAAAAACAUUGAUGCUGAAGUACAAAAUGCGAAUUGUGUUCAUUAUGGGGGUCGUAGAAGAUUCGGUAACUAUGCAACGUGUGAAUUCCGAAAGCGAUCGCUAUGGUGAUAUUGUUAUGGAGGACUUUCAGGAUAGCUACAGGAAUUUGACCUACAAAGCCAUUGCUGGGUUAAAGUGGAUUUCUAGCUACUGUACGAAUGUCACAUAUGUCAUCAAGUCUGAUGACGAUAUCCUCAUUGAUAUGCAUUCUUUAAUGGAAACCAUGAGUUCAAAGGAAGUAAAGAAAUAUGGAACAAGUCGGUUGAUUAUGUGCAAUCAAUGGCUUAAAAUGAAAGUGAUAAGAGACAAAAAGAGCAAGUGGUAUGUUCCAGAAGAGGAAUUUGAUAAAGAAUAUUUUCCGCCCUACUGUUCUGGUUCUUUGUUCAUAAUGAGUAUAGAUGUUGUUUUUGCAAUGUAUGAUAUGUCUUUGUACACGAAAUUCUUCUGGGUGGAUGACUUUUAUAUCACUGGAUUACUAGUAGAAAAACUGAAUUUGGAACACAAACGUCUGAAUGACAAUUACAUGUUAAACGCUAGAGCUGCUGUUGAAAAAUUCGACAAAGAUGAAAAGCGAGAGCUUAAGUUUUUCCAUGUUCAUAAAUUGACAGACAUAUUCAGAAUGUGGAAGCGUCUACGUUCAGAAAAGAAUAAUUCUUGUGAUAAUUGUUUUACAUGGGUGCCGCCUAGAUGACUCAUGAGUAGCAGUAAAUGACACAGAUGAGAUGAAAGAUCAAUAUACUCACCUUAAAAAAAUGCCUCAGCAUGCAAUCCCAUUACUUUCUAUGAAUCUAUAUCCCUUGGUGAUAAAGCCUUUAACGCUUUCUUUUGACAAUGAUGCUAUGCAACUUUCCGGAGAAAAUGAUAAUGGACAACCGCGAGGAGCAAUAAACGAAACAAUAAUGAUAAUAGGAGCAAUUACCUGUAAACCUUCCUUGUAACGGAUUGCUUUAUCUAAUUCAGUGCAUCUUCGCAACGAUCACUGUGUUCUAAAACGUGGAUGUUAUUUUAGUUUUUGUCUUCUUAAGUGCCACACAAUGACUUUAAUUCUGUAUUUUAUGUUCAAGCAUGCCUGUUUUGUGCUCUAUAAAGGUAUCAGAUCUUUGAAUAACACAAUCUUAUAUUCGGUCACUUAUCAUAUUUACGAAAUAAAAUAUGUUGUAUUUAGCCAUUUUAACACAUCACAUUUAAGAAUAAAUAUUUACAUUUGCAGAUGAUUUUGCCAUGCCGUCCAAGAAUCAGACAAGAUCUAUUAGCGAAGCUGACAAAAUUAAGUACAAUAACAACCUUUAUAUUUUCAAAGCCUUUAUCGGUUUGUUUUCAGUUUCAUGAUUGAGUUACCCACCAUGAAAGUAGGAGAAGAUAUAUUGUAUUUAAUGGUGCAUGCGAUACUUAUCAUGUUAAGUAUUUGGAUAAGGCUUUCAAACUGAAGAUACUCUAUUUAAGUUGUAAUAAAGAAAAUCCCAUCAACAUCUUUCUGACUAAUCUGCGAGAUGUUGCAUCUAAAGCAAAGGUAAUCACCGCGACCAGACAAAAAGAGAUAAAGAUGCAUUAUCAUAUGAAGCUAUUUAAACGUUGUACAUGUUACGAUUUUAAGGAUAUUUAUGUAUUCUGAUAUCGAUAGUCGACAAAAUAAAGUAUGGAAAGGAU